AUGGGGGCGGGCGCGGCGUCUCCGGGCGCCCUCUGCCUGGGCGCGGCGCUGAGCGGGAUCCUCAGCUUCGGCCUCUUGGCCGCGGCCGUGGGCACCGACUACUGGUACCUGAUCCGCGUGGAGGCGGCGGGGCGCAGCGGCAGCGCUGGGGAGGCCGAGCGGCUGAGCUCCCAUUCCGGACUCUGGCGCCUGUGCGAAGGACGGAAUGCCUGUAUGCCUCUCAUUGACCCAUUUGGCACCGAGAGCUGGCAAGUUCCACCGUCACUCCAGUAUCUUAUCUGCAUGCACCGGGCCUUCGUGGUCCUGCUGCCGCUCAGCCUCAUCUUGCUUGUCUUCGGCUGGAUCUGUGGCAUCAUCAGUUCACUGGUCAGGAGCUCCCGGUUUCUGCUGUUCACAGGCUGCUAUUUCUUGCAGGGGGCACUCCUGACACUGGCAGGGACCACCAUCUACAUCUGCUACUCCAGGGCCGCAUUCACGACGGUGCAGAUGUUCGGCCGGCAGCGCUUCGAGCACGUCCACAUUGCCUUUGGCUGGUCCUUGGCACUCGCUUGGCUGUCCUUUGGCACCGAAGUAUGGGCGGGUGUCCUCUUUCUCCUGGCUGCCUGGGGACUCAGCCUGGCCCCAGAUUCGUGUUCAGUGGUCAUCUAA
This is a messenger RNA of Euleptes europaea (tarantolino), 648 nucleotides long. RefSeq names its product transmembrane protein 235 (gene TMEM235). NCBI's taxonomy places the organism in Eukaryota, Metazoa, Chordata, Lepidosauria, Squamata, Sphaerodactylidae. Gene Ontology annotation, cellular component: apical plasma membrane. The record is from RefSeq and is a predicted model, not a curated record.